AUGGCUACCACAAUGUGCCAGUGCCUGGGCUUCACCGUUGCUUCUCUGGGCUUUACUGGGACAAUUAUAGCCACUGCCUUGAACAUGUGGAGCACUGAGGAUCUGGGUCAGGACCUAGUGACUAGUGUGUACAACUACAUGGGGCUGUGGAAAACCUGCGUGCAACAGUCAUCGGGCUUCACAGAAUGUCGCCCCUUCUUUACCGUCUUAGGGCUUCCAGCUACAUUCCAAGCCGUCCGAGCUCUGAUGAUCGUCUCCAUCGUUCUCGCAUUGAUCGCUUCUCUGGUCUCCAUCUUGGCCCUCAAGUGUAUUCGACUGGGAACCAUGGACGACGCUACAAAGGCCAACCUCACACUCACUUCUGGAAUCCUGUUCAUCAUCGCAGGGGUUUGCUGUAUAGCCGGAGUAUCAAUCUACGCAAAUAUGUUGGUGACAAACUUCUGGACAGUGAACACAUCGAUGCUUGGAGCUCAGGGACCAGCUCUACAGAGAUACACGUUUGGUUCUGCCUUGUUUGUGGGAUGGGUCUCAGGAGGCCUGCUCCUUAUUGGUGGAAUCGUGAUGUGCAUUGCCUGUAAAGGGAUGGUACCUGAAGAGACUCGGUACAAUUCCACCAUUUACAAGGCACCAAGUCGAGGACAUCCCUACAAGCCCGGCUACAAAACCAGCACCCACUAUGAAGCAGAAAUGACUCCAGUAAAGAGGACCUACACUGACGACAGGUCCACCUACAAUCGCAACACCAAUGAGGAAACGAAACAAGGGAAAUACGAUUAUGUAUAAAUUUGAUGGUUUCAUCGUAACCCUGGCAUGACCCUGGGGCAAUUCUGAAAGGCAACCAUCUCUACAAGGUUCUAAUGAUAAUUCCCAGAUUCAACUUUCACCCCUCCUCUUUACCUCAUCACACUGUGUGUGCUUAAAUGCCUAUAAUGUACAGAGUGUCACAACACCUUCCUUCGGUUGACUCAGGUGGCAGGCUAGCCCAGUUACUAUACACGACCACUCACAGACUGAAUAGCCAAGCUGCACAAUGAGGACAAUCCAUCUCCAGCCAGCCUGCCUCCCCACUGAAGUUGAACAUCAACUCAAAAAUACUUUGAAAGAAACUAGAGUCUGAAUUCAUCUUUAACCAAUGAACCCCUAGGAUGGAUUACAGCACAUUAAGGUUCCCACAUAAACCACCAUAUAAAAGCUAAAGGUUAGGUAAAACUCUUCACCCAGAGAAUAAGAACAUGGUUACCAUGGUUGCUGAAUAGAUUCAAGAUACAAAUAGACAUGUUUCCUGGGCAACAAGGUGAAAGAUAAGUUUAGUUUAAUUUGUCCUCAUGGUCGGCACAGACAUCG
This is a messenger RNA of Mobula hypostoma (lesser devil ray), 1344 nucleotides long. Its product is annotated as claudin-18-like. Gene Ontology annotation, molecular function: structural molecule activity. Gene Ontology annotation, biological process: bicellular tight junction assembly; cell adhesion. Gene Ontology annotation, cellular component: bicellular tight junction; plasma membrane. The coding region runs from base 1 to 783 and encodes 260 amino acids. The transcript is spliced from 5 exons. Lineage: Eukaryota; Metazoa; Chordata; Chondrichthyes; Myliobatiformes; Myliobatidae. The record is from RefSeq and is a predicted model, not a curated record.